Molecule: messenger RNA, 3214 nt
Organism: Numida meleagris (helmeted guineafowl)
Lineage: Eukaryota; Metazoa; Chordata; Aves; Galliformes; Numididae
Product: proteoglycan 4-like
Exons: 3
Coding region: 76-2142 (688 amino acids)
Source: RefSeq, a predicted model, not a curated record
GAGCGUACAGGAACAGCGCCAGGUGCGGGAUGCGGUGGGAGGGACAGGGACGGUAUGGAACCCAAGCACUGAGGCAUGGGGCACAGCAGUGGGCUGACACGGCAGGCCCUAAGCGCUUCUGGCCAGGGCACCGCUCCUCCUGCCCCAGGGCAUUUUCUGGGGAUGAGCCAACUCCCAGGCCAGCCUAGGCCCAUGCGGGCCCAGCAGCUCUGCGCCCAGAGGGAGAGAGCAGCGGGACCAAGCUCAGCCAGGCCGUCCAUGUCCAGGAGCGGCCUCCUAACGGAGGCUUUGUCCUGGACGCUGGUGGUAAUGCAGCCAGCUGCAUCCCAUGCUUCCUUCUCCCCACAGGUGGGCCGCAGGCCACAGCAAGCUGUGCUGCCAGGCAGCCAGAGCCGGGAUUCGUCCAUCUGUGAGACCCGUCUGGCACCACUACCCCACCUGGAGAGCACAAGAGCCUCUGGGAGCCGCCGUGCACAGGCGGACAGACUGGAGCUCAGGCAGGCACUGCCCUGCAGCAGUGUCUCUGCAGAAGGGAGACGACCUCUGCCAUCCUUGCCGCCUCUGCCACGGCAGGCAACACCACCGGCAGCGGCACCCCAGAAUGCAGCCGCAGCUCAUGGUCAAGUUCCCACAUUGCCCACACUGCCAGCAACUGCCUCCAGGAGUUCUCCAAGAGGAGGAGCACAUGCUGUGGGAGCUACAGCCAGCAGACUGCCUGUGCUUGUCCCACGUCUUCAGGGCAACCCUGAGCACCACGAUAUGGCCGUGGGAGCCGAGGGCUGGCAGGCAGUUCUGCGUGUCCCUGCACCCCCUCUCAAGCCUGCAAAUGAAACGCCCAAGUCCCUCAGGUUGGCAUACCGGAGGCGUUGGGUAGCCACAGGAGCAGGACCCUGCCAGAAACCAGCAGGUGCAAGGCAGCGUGCACCCACCAGCACUCGGGGAACCCCAGCACCAACAGCCCAGGUGCUGGCUGGGAACAGCCCCACAGAUCAGAUGCGACCUGAUCCCCAUGCUCAGGAGGGCACCAGAGAUGCUGACAGGGUCUCUACAUCACGUUCCCUGCCAGCAGAGCAGGCAGCAGACGAUGGUGCCAAAGGUGGUGGCACUUCUCCGGACAUGCUGCGUGCCAAGGGCACUGGAGAGAGGGCACGCUCCCGCAAGAGAGAGUGCGUGUUCCUGCCCUGCUGUCUUUGCACUUCCACCUGCUGCGAUGUUGUUGUGCAGGAGGUGCAGGAAGAGGGGGAAGACACCGCUGAGAGAGACGCUGUGGCAGGGGCAGCCAGAGAGCCUGUGAGCACAUCAGGCGGUGAGGCAGAGGCCCAGCCUCCAGCGUCUCCAGUGCCUGGGAACCUUCAGCACGAGGUGGACAGGCUGGAGCUCAGGAACACAUUCACCCUCAGCGGCGUCCCUGGGGAAGAGAAACAGCCUCUGCCAACGUGUGGACCAUCCCUGCACGUCCCUGCACCCGCUCUCAAGCCAGCACAUGCCACACACAAGUCCCUCAAUUUGGCAUACCAAAGGCGUCUGGUAGCCUCAAGAGCAGGACCCUGCCAGAAACCGGCAGGUCCAAGGCAACGUGCCCCCGCCAGCACUGCGGAAACAGCGGCAACAACAGCCCAGGUGCCGGCCCCCAAGCCUGGGAAGGUCCCCACAGAUCAGAAGCGACCUGGUCCCCGUGCUCAGGAGGGCACCGGAGAAGCUGACAGGGCCUGUGCAUCACGUUCCCUGGCAGCAGAGCGGGCAGCAGACGAUGGUGCCAAAGCUGGUGGCACUUCUCCGGCCAUGCUGCGUGUCAAAGGCACUGGAGAGAGGGCACGCUCCAGCAAGAGAGAGGGCGUGUUCCUGCCCUGCUGCCUUUGCACUUCCACCUGCUACGAUGCUGUUCUGCAGGACGUGCAGGAGGAGAGGGAAGACAGCCCUGUGGCAGAGGCCGCCGGGGACCCUGUGAGCACAGCGUCUGGUGAGGCUCAGCCCUGGCCUCCAGCGUCUGCUGUGUCUGCAGGUGCCAGGCAUGAGGGGCACUUUGUACCUGCCCACGCCUUGUUGCCAGAGGAUGGUCUUUCCUGGGAGACUGAGAACGAGGGCUUUUUUCUGCGGGAUGAGUGGGAAGACGCCCCUGAGCAAUGGAAUACGCAGAAGUAGCCAACAUCACAGUGACCGUGUCAGAGCCCCGUCUGGUGAGGCAGAAGACAAGCCUUCAGCUUCUGGUGUGGCUGUGUGCCCUCAGCGUGAGCUGAGCAAGGCACAAGUGGUUGGCACCAGGCACAAAAAAAGAGAGGCGUCUGGGCAGUGCCCAGUAGGGUGAAGCCUGGCAGGAUGAGACAGCCUCUGUCAACCUGUGGGCCAGCCCUGCACGUCCCUGCACUCCCUCUCAAGUCUGCGAACGAAACAGCCAGGUCACUCCGACUGGCAUACCGGAGACGGCCGGUUGCCACAAGACCUGCGCAAGAGCAGAAACCGGCAGGUCCAAGGUGACAAACACCCAACAGCGCUCUGGGAACACCAGCAUAAACAGCCCAGGACGGUGCUUCGAGCUCUGCACAGGGCUUUCACCAGAGAGAGGAGAGGAGAGGUACGAAGCUGCCAGCAGCAGGCAGCUCCCUGCGGAUAGCAGUUCGCAACCUGAGGAUGGGGAAUUCUGAAUAAAUCUUUUCUUAAUUCUGUCCUGGCUGAGGCUGUCUGAUCAGUGUGCUGGUGUGUGUUUGGGCUCUGAGUGCAGCUAAUGGCAUCAGAGCACGCGGUGGAAGGUCCCUGUGCCUGUGGUGCCAGUGAGUGGAGUGUGAUUUCUGGCUAGAGGAGGGCGAGCCCUAUGAGCCGGUGAGUGUGCGAGGUGGCCUGUGAGGAACGGGCUGAGAGGCCCUGUGAGGGGCAGCCCUGAUAUGAGAGCUCUGGUGUGUCUGCAGGGGCGAGAGCACAGCCAGGCCACUCGGGUGCUGGGAUGUCCCUUACGUCCUUCCUGGCAGAGGCAGUCUUAAGGCAUGGAGACAACCGCCUCGCCUUACACUCCUUCCUAGGCAGAUCCUCCCUCGCCUCCUCACUCACCUCCCCUUCAAUUUCCCCCUCUACACAAGCAGUAGAGCAGGUAAGACUGCACUGGGGAUCUGAAGGAAAAAGGCCCGACAAAAAGGCCUUUUUGAGGCUUUUUGAAGCCAGCAAAAUUGCUGCGUCAGUGCUGGGGAGCUGGCAGCUUGUGGGAGGGCUGCUGUGCUAGCGU